This is a messenger RNA of Aspergillus sclerotioniger CBS 115572, 2196 nucleotides long. Its product is annotated as universal stress protein family domain protein. The coding region runs from base 1 to 2196 and encodes 731 amino acids. The transcript is spliced from 4 exons. The record is from RefSeq and is a predicted model, not a curated record. NCBI's taxonomy places the organism in Eukaryota, Fungi, Ascomycota, Eurotiomycetes, Eurotiales, Aspergillaceae.
AUGCCGUACUAUAGCAGGAAACCCGCCCACAUGUCGCUGGAGACGGCCCUGGAGGAAGAACGGCGGGAGCUGCUGGAGGAGAUGGGAGAGGGGCCCUCGCCGGCAUCGUACCGGCGCCGGAGCCUGCUGGACAUCUCACCGAGUCCCGGCUUCCUGCCCCCGCGGCAUGGCUCCAUCGCCGGCAUUGGCGUUGGCGUGACUCCCCCCUCCUCCUCCUCGGCCGUCCGCCAUCCGUCGCACUACUCGUCCUAUUCCUCGCCUUCUCCGCUUCCUUCGUCUCCUCGCCGCUCCUCCGCCACCCCCUCUUCAACCGCUACAGCUACCAGCUUCAAUCCAUCGCCCGCAACCGCGACAACGCCUCCACCACUCCCUCGCACCACCACCACUGCAACAACCACCACAUCCGCCGUGGCGCCCCCUUUGCCUUCUGCGCAGAGGAAAGGCUCCGUCCAAUCCGACGGGUCUGUUUCCCCCCACCGAUCCACCGACCUGGUGUCAGGCGACAAGGAAAAGUCCGGAGACAGCAACACCAGCAACGGCGCCAGCAACAAUACUCGAAUUAAGUCGGAACACAAGUCUGGUCCCAGCAUCCGCUGGGAUUCAUCCACCGACAUGCCCCCCAGCGUCGCCAACCGCAAUGCAUCCAGACGCGCUGCUCAACCGCAGGAGAAGCCAUCCAAUCGGCUGCCAAGCAUGGCUGCGGUGAUGUCAGGGCUCGACCUGAAAGUCGGGUUCCCGAGUUUUGUCAGAGGCAGGGACUCCAGCCGUAGCAACUCCACGCGGGGAACGUCCCUGGAUUCACGAGUCGCUUCUCUUCGACCAGGUCGCUCCAACUCCCCGAAACGCCGCUGGCUGAGUCCCAAUGCGCGUGGCCCGGCCGCCGAACCGGCAAAGCCUGCGGUGACCAGCAAAAAGGAAACCAGCCCUACGACAAAUGCUACCAAGGAGCCUAGUCCGGAAUCCCGCCCUGGGUCCCCCGAAGUGGAAACCAAAUCGUCAGCCCCGGGUGAGGCCCGGCUGGAGAAAGAUCAUUUCGACAAUGAAAACAAUCCGAUCGAGACUAGCGACGAGGAUGUCGGCGAAUCUACCUCUAGUGAUGACGAGGCAGCCCAUGAGGACGACUCCGAUGUUAAGCGUGGCAGGAAGAAGACCGUCGACAAAGAUCCCCCCGUCAGCACUGGUCAAAGGCAACUUACUACAACGAAGACCGCGCCUGUAUUCCGUUCCGAUAAUGAUUCAGCUGGAAAGGCUGAAUUGGUACACACUGCAAAACAAGGCCCAGUGCCGAAGAAGCCUGAUGUGCAUCCACGGACAAGCUUCGACUCGGCCUCGGCGACCAACACGCCGUUCGGAUCCGAGGAUGAAGCCGAGCUGUGCGAUAUCAAGCGGGCUCAGAAACUGGGAAUCCAAAUGUCCGCUAUCGAUAGUACCGUUCAGCAUCGGUCCAUCCGCACUAUCAUCCGCGGGGACUACACCGAUCUACAGGAAGAGGCAGAGGGCAGCCGUCGACGGCAACGCAAAUACCUCGUUGCUACAGACUUAAGUGAAGAAUCGGUGUAUGCAUUGGAGUGGACGAUUGGGACUAUCCUACGGGACGGAGACACCAUGUAUGCGGUCUGCGCCAUGCACGAUGAGACGGCCACGCCAGCGUCGGUGCAAAUUGGCGACGGCGCCAAGGCGAUGCAGGAUGCGGCAGCCGUAGUCGGGUCGCAGACGGCAGAGACAGCAGAGAAGGCCCAGAAUGACUCGAACUCCCAUCUUCCCCGUGCGCUCUUUGGUCGCCUGGGGACGGACAGCAAGCCGAGCUCAGUCGAUGCUCGAGGCAUGUCCAAGGCCGAGUCGGAACGCGUUCAUGCUGUAGAGGUCAUUUCUCAGACCUGCGUUCGGCUUCUGCGAAAGACACUGCUCCAGGUCCGCGUUGCUGUCGAAGCCAUCCAUUGCAAGAGCCCGAAGCAUAUGAUCACCGAAGCUAUCGACGGGCUCGAUCCAACACUGGUGAUCGUCGGCGCAAGAGGCCGCAGCGCACUCAAAGGUGUCCUUCUCGGAUCCUUCUCCAACUACCUCGUCAUGCACUCCUCCGUUCCAGUAAUGGUUGCGCGUAAAAAGCUUAAGCAGACCAAGAACAAGAAAACGAACGUCCGCCUAUCCAACAAUCUGACCACGCCCAAGAAACUGGCCCUUGCAAAGGUCGACUAG